Messenger RNA from Gallus gallus (chicken), 5536 nucleotides. RefSeq names its product N-myc downstream regulated 1 (gene NDRG1). The record is from RefSeq and is a predicted model, not a curated record. Bases 2688 to 3965 code for a protein of 425 amino acids. NCBI's taxonomy places the organism in Eukaryota, Metazoa, Chordata, Aves, Galliformes, Phasianidae. Gene Ontology annotation, biological process: signal transduction. The transcript has 16 exons. Gene Ontology annotation, cellular component: cytoplasm.
GGGGGGGGGGGGGGGGGGAGCACAACAUUAAGACAUUGCAGGCUCUCCAUUUGUGCCAACUGUUGCCCAUUAUAUUGUGGAGUGAGGUAGGGGUGUUCAGCAUAGGAAAAAAAGAAAUGGAAGACGUGGCAUGGACUUUAGUUAGCACUGCCACCUUUUGUGUGCUAGAUUUUACUCCCAAGAAGCAUGGUUGGACCCUAGGCCUUCCAAGGAACAUUCUUCAUUGCAUCCCACAGACAGAACAUUGUGCAAACAGUAUUGCAACAGUUCUCUCCAAUUUACUCAAUAUCUGUGGAAUAGAGAGAGGGUUUGCUUCCAGUUCCCUUUGCUUUGAUGCUACUACCAGUGCUCAGCUGCCAGAGUGUAUCAUGCCUGUGAAGAGGAACCAGGCCCUGGUAUGAGGAAUUGGCAGUGUAAGGGUUCUGUCUAAUCCCAGAGUGAUUGUAGCAGACCAGCUCUGCACUGGUGCCAGCCACACAAGGGAAACAGAUGGAACAAAAGGACUGGAGACAAUCCCUGAGAUCUUUGUUUUCAUACCCACAGUGGUAUGAUGAAGCUGUAGGGAACACUGUGGUGCUUCACCUGGAGCCCAGCAGACCCACCACUGGCUCCAUCAUCGGGGUCGUAUCCUUGUGGCUUAACUCGGAUGUUACUUGGCAUGGGACUCAAGCUUUUGGCUGAAACAUCUCAGUUUCCUAAUCAGAUUGAUUAGUGCAUUACAUAAAUCUCAAUUUUAGAAUGUCUAAAACUUUAAGCCCUAAUUAUUUUUGGCUUUGAGAACUGCUGUUAUGAUCCAUUAUGCUAUUAAGAACCAAUUUUUUUUGUCAGACUUAAGCUUUAUUUUCUACUAAAGCAUGAUUGUGGAGAAACUUCAAAAAGGGGUUGGAAGGGAAUAAAGCCAAAUUGGUUAGAAGCCACAAAAAAACUUAAGGGUCAGCAAUGCUCUGUGCUUUAAGAAGGGUAACAGUGAUGCACAGAAUAUCUAUGAACCCAAGUGCACCCUGCCACUCUGAGGCAGCAUAAUUGUUUCAGAUUCCUGGUAUUAUUUAAUUAAAAAAAACAUGUUUUUGAUAGAGAAGUUAAGCAAUGUAAGGGUUACCUGGUUAUUAGCAUUUAGUUGAAAAUCAAGAGGCUGAUGUAGUAACCAAAGGCUAAGGACAAGUAUCGUGCCCCAAGUAGGUGAGCAUCUUCAACUUUUGACACUUGCUGCUCAGUUUAGUUAGAUGCCAUGUAACUGUCAAGUCAUGUAUUUUUAAAAGGGGAAGAGCUCUGAAAGAGUCACUUCUGUUAAAACCUCUUCUUGAUUUAUUGUGUGAAACUAUGUCAGAGAAAAUCAGUAAUUCAGACAGUACACAAAGGACCUCGUGACACCAGUGCCUGUAACAAAGAAUAGCUUAAAGAGGGCAUAGUGUGGGCAGAUGCUUAUGCAUGAACACUUUGGGAUGCUUGCAAGAUGAUUAAUUUCCAAGCUAAUCAUAAACAGGAAGAAUAAAUUUGUAACAUUUGUUAUGAAAUAUCUGAAAUGCAAACUGCGUUUAAGACAUUGCAGAGCAUAACCAUACACUGUUGCUAUAAGUGAAGUCCACGUGUCUCUGUGCAACAGAGAUGUUUGUGGGUUUUUUUCCAAGUUCUUCUCCAUCUUACAGAGACCAUAUAUAUAUAUAUAUAUAUAUAUAUAUAUAUAUUUCUUUUAAGUUAAUCAGACUAGCUCACAUCGCUUGCUGUUAAUCACUGGGAAAGCUCUAUUUGGCUAUAUGCAAGGUUAUAAAUGCUGUUUGAACAUCACAAUAACUUUUUUUUGCCUUGUUGCCAGAGGCCUGAGCUGCUUGGUAAUUUGUCUGACCUGGAUGUGAUAGAUAUCAUUGCUAGUGAACUUUUACUGAGCUCUCGAGAUGUCAUAGCUCUCUCCCUCCUUGCUCCAACCUUGCUUGUUUAUGAAGUCUUGAGCUGCUACAGAAUAACAGAGCCGCACAUUCAUAGAAUGGCUUGGGUUGGAGGGGACCUCAAAGAUCAUCUAGUUUGAACCCCCUCCUAUGGGCAAGAUUAUUAACCACUAAAUCAGAUACUACACCAGGUUUCCCAGGGCCUCAUCCAACCUGGCCUUGAACACCUCCAAGAAUAAAUUCCUACCUGGAUAAUCCUCCAGGGAUAAUUCCUACCUGCUUUGGUGCCUGAGCUCUUAGGACACAUGGGGCUUUCAGAGCGAUGUGGCCAGCCUGGAAAUGGCUCCAGCAUGUGGCCCCAGGGUCAAGUCUUGCAUGGUUCCUCUCUACCCAAAGAGAGCAACACCAGAGCUUGGAUCUUCAGAGUCCAAGGCCUUCUCCCUUUUCUCUUUGCCAUUAAAUCCUCACAAGUAUUUAGUCCCAUGUUUAAAGUGACUGCUUGCUCAACUUGUGGUGGAAAUGCUGUCAGGCUGUUCUGGUGAGGUUAAUUUCUUUUAUGUCAGUAUUAUAUCUCAAAAGGAGAAUAAUAUCUACCACCAAUGUUUAAACAAACUGCUUUGAGGAAAUUGCCUUCUUUAUGAAGCAUUUAGCCAGAAGUCUUUUCCUGUUCUUUGUUCUCCAUGAUACCGUAUAAAUAAAGAAAGGUUGGGUUUGAGUGCAGAGGUAAAUCCUGUAGUGUUUGCAGUGGUUUCCCUAGGCCCUCAUGGACAUGAGACCAUCCUGCUUGGCAGUGCACCCUGUGGCAUGAACCUGGACAUCCCUGUGCAUGUCUUCAGCAUAAUAAAGUUUGAAGCAAGAUACCAGCUACUGACCAUGUCAACAGAGUUCCAGGAUGCUCACCUUGCAGAGGUGAAACCUCUGGUGGAGAAGGAGGAGGCUAUCACUCGCCUCCUUCCAGACUUCGAUGUUCAGGAGCAAGAUGUGGAGACCAUGCAUGGCAUGGUCCAUGUCACCAUGUGUGGGACACCUAGAGGGAACAGACCUGCUAUCCUCACGUACCACGACAUUGGGCUGAAUCACAAAACUUGCUUCAAUCCUCUCUUCAACUUUGAGGAUAUGCAGGAAAUCACCCAGCACUUUGCAGUUUGCCACGUGGAUGCACCUGGUCAGCAGGAUGGGGCACCAUCUUUCCAAGCUGGGUACAUAUAUCCUUCCAUGGAUCAGCUGGCUGAAAUGCUUCCUGGAAUCCUGAAACAGUUUGGGCUGAAGAGCAUUAUUGGAAUGGGAACUGGAGCUGGUGCCUAUGUCCUGACCAGAUUUGCUUUAAACCACCCGGACAUGGUGGAGGGAUUGGUUCUUAUUAACAUAAACCCUUGUGCUGAAGGUUGGAUGGACUGGGCAGCGACAAAGAUUUCAGGUUGGACAAAUGCUUUACCAGACCUGGUCAUUUCACAUCUCUUUGGAAAGGAAGAGAUUCACAGCAACCAUGACCUGAUCCAUACUUACCGUCAGCAUAUUAUUAAUGAUAUGAAUCAAACCAACCUUCAUCUCUUUGUCAACUCUUAUAACAGUCGCCGAGACCUAGAGAUUGAGCGCCCUGUUCCUGGAUUAAAUGUUGUCACCCUUCAGUGCCCUGUGCUCCUGGUGGUCGGUGACAGCUCCCCAGCAGUGGAUGCUGUGGUUGAAUGCAAUUCAAAGCUGGACCCAACAAGAACAACACUUCUGAAGAUGGCAGACUGUGGUGGGCUCCCCCAAGUUUCCCAGCCUGCAAAGCUUGCGGAAGCUUUCAAAUACUUUGUUCAGGGAAUGGGAUACAUGCCCUCUGCUAGCAUGACCAGGCUGAUGAGGUCCCGCACCGCUUCUGGCUCCAGCGUAACCUCCUUGGAAGGACAGCGGAGCCGGUCCCACACUGGGGAAGGCACGAGGAGCCGGUCCCACACUGGGGAGGGAACUCGGAGCCGAUCCCACACUGGGGAGGGUUCCAGGAACCGCUCCCACACAGACACACGCAUCGAGCUGACGCCGAAUUCAGCCAGCAAUGCUGAGCAAUCAGGCCCCAAGUCCAUGGAAGUGUCCUGCUAAGCGUGUGCGGGAGGUUUAAACUGGUCACAGUUUGAAAAAAUAAAGGAUGCCCCUUGUGUAUCACAAAAACAUAACUGGUAUUAAUCUCAAGCUAUUCUGUAGGAUGAGCUCUGUUCUCCAGGGUCUGACGGGGACCAAAGAAAAGAAGCAUCUCAUUUGCUCUAUCGUUGCUCUUGUAACUCAGACAGUUGCUGCUAUUGUGCCCUCCUUCAGUGGAUGCCAAAUUCUAAAGGAAACUUGCCAAAAGCUGAUAUGGUUGUAAACACUUCAGAGUCAAAGCAGACUUGCUUAAUAUCCUUCUUCAAAAUUGAUUACGUGCCCCUUUAUCUCUAACUCACUUGAAGUAAACUGGCACAAUUUGAGAUGAGCUUCAAAGAGGGGGAGAAAAUCACUAUUAUGGAUGGCUUGUUUAAAAAAAAAAAAAAAAGGAAACAGAUGUGUUAUGGCCUCAUGUUGAAGCUGGAGUUGAAUGCAUUGUAUAUAGCUUGACUUCAAAUGAUAGAGAAGUUAAUGUAUCGUGCAUUUAUAGGCCUUCUAAUUCAUUAGUUUUCCUACAUAUAAUAAUAUUCUACUAAAAUAGACAAAUUUAAUGUGACUUUAAGAUUAACUAAAUCUUUAAGCUUUUUUUAUUUCACUUUUUUGAGAUCUAGUUCCAGUCUUCCUUUCUUUCCCCCUUUCUAGACCCUAAAAUCUGCUUAGCCAAGUGAGGACAGGAUUAAAUUUUAUAAGCAAGGAAGCAUCUCCUCUUUGGGAUCUUGGGCCAAAGGGUUUACAAUGCUGCAAAAGUUGGUGUAGUCUGAGCAAGUAGGGUAGCCGUACAUGCCAGGAAAGCAGAAGCAGCUUGAUUCUUACUUCAGACAGCUUCCUAUCUCUGCAGCUCAAGUUUUUGUGUCCAGCACAAUUGAAAGACAUUCAGAAUUCUGUAAGCACAGCCAGAUCCAGCUGUUCUUUGUCAGGAGAGAUGAAUAAGUGUGGAAUGGCAUGUAAUUAAAUGCUGUACAUUCAACUGUGGCUAAUUACUAGAUUUGAAACUGAGAUCUCACUGGUGCUGGGUAGCGUAUUAGAGAAAGUGAUGCAGCAACAGUACUGUAACUGCAAAAUACAGUGUUUAAUGACUGUGUAAAUGUAGUGAUCUGCUGGUUCUGCAUCUUUAAGUAGCUGCCCGAUACCUUGGGUUUCUUCUUUUGAUGUUGGUGGUUUGAUAUCUUUCUGCCAGUCAGAUUUUCACAGUUGGAUGUCCUUAAGUUUGUCCUUCACCAUGUCAUGGGAUGGGAUUUCCUGAGUCCCAGUGCAUACCUGCUGCAUUGCAGCCCUUGCAUAAACAAGAAAACUCAAAGACCGAGCAGUUAAAUAGCAGAUGUUAAUACUUUGGGAUUGCUUGUUCAAAAGAAUGCCAUCUAGGUUACUUUAUAUUGACUAACUCAGCUCUCAUGUAGAAUAUCCGUAAUGUUUUGUGGGAAGAGCAGACAAUUUCAAGAAAGAAUAAAGCUAUUGUGUAAAGUCUAUCAAGAAAAGUUUCUUAAUGAAGUAUUUGUAUUUAUUUCAAAACAAAUAAAUUUGUAACUUUGCAA